Molecule: messenger RNA, 2175 nt
Organism: Epithele typhae
Lineage: Eukaryota; Fungi; Basidiomycota; Agaricomycetes; Polyporales; Epitheliaceae
Exons: 9
Coding region: 1-2175 (724 amino acids)
Cellular component (GO): nucleus
Molecular function (GO): RNA polymerase binding; transcription coregulator activity
Source: RefSeq, a predicted model, not a curated record
AUGGCCGCCGUCCCCCCAAUGCCCUUCGCGGUACCACCUCUGCCCCCCGGAUGGACAGAGCACAUCAGCCCGACCGGCCAGCCGUACUACUUCAACGCGCAGACCUCCGAGUCGACCUACACCCGCCCGCUCCCCGCGUUCCCCAUCGUCCCUGGGCAGACCCUCCCCCCACCGGUCGCGAAGAAGGCGAAGAAGGAGAAGCCGCUCGUGAAGACCCCCGUGCCGGGCACGCCGUGGCUGCGCGUGCUGACGACGGAGGGGAACACGUUCUACACGCACACGGGCGAGAAGCGGAGCGUGUGGGGCGUGCCGGACGAGAUCGCGGACGCGGUCGCGCGGCUCGAGCGCGAGGAGGCGGAGCGGCGGGCGGAGGCGGCGCGGAACGCGCAGGAGGAGGCGGCGGAGCGGGCGCUGAAGGCGGCGAGGGAGGGGAAGCGGAAGGCGGAGGAGGUCGUGCUGGUGGACGAGGUCGUGGUGACGAAGAAGGCGAAGGUGGGCGGGGAGGAGGAGGAAGAGGAGGAAUAUGGGGACGAGGAUGAAGACGAAGACGACGAAGAGAGUGAGGAGGAGGAGGAGUGGCAGAAGGAGGCGGCCGCGCAACUGGCCGCCGAGGCGGAGGAAGAGGAGAAGAGGCGGGCGGAGGAGAAGGCGCGUGAAGAGGAGGAAGCCCGCAAGCUCAAGGAGGCAGAAAAGCAAAAAGGGAACGCGCAGCUCAACAUGCCAAACCGUGUGGAUCUGUCUCUUGACGAGGCGAAGGCGCUGUUCAAGACUCUGCUGCGCGAGAAGAACGUUAACCCUCUUCACCCAUGGGACACGUCGCUCCCUCUCUUCGUCUCGGACCCCCGUUACGUCCUCCUGCCCUCUGUCUCCGCAAGACGCGAGGCGUUUGAUGAAUACUGCCGUGACCGGGCGCGGGAGCUCCGACAGUCGAAGGUCAAGGUAGACAAAGAGACACUAGAUCCGAAGCAAGAAUUUGACAAGCUCCUGAAAGAGGAGGUGACGAGCACACGCACAAGCUGGACCGAGUGGAGGAGGCAAUGGAAGAAAGACCGCCGGUUCUAUGGAUGGGGCCGUGACGACAGAGAGCGCGAGAGGCGAUUCAGGGACUUCCUCAAGGAGCUGGGAGAGCGGAAACGGGCCGCGGCACAGAAGGCGGAGGCGGACUUCUUUGCGCUGCUACGAGAAAGCGGGUUGGCUAAGCCCGGUGCGGUGUGGAAAGAGGUCAAGAAGCCUCUUGUGUCGGACCCUCGGUAUGACGCAGUGGGCUCUUCCUCAUUACGAGAAGAGCUUUUCAAUACGUUCCUGAAAGCGGGCGUCAACGACGCCACUGCUGACGGAAACUCAUCAACUCCUGCUCCACAACAGAAGGGCGGCCAAGAUGGGGAAACUGAAGGAGAACGUGAACGACGUCACACGGAGAAGAAGGAACGUGCGGUCAAAGAACGAGAGGACAAAGUGCGGGCUGAGAGGGGCAAGGUCGAAGCCGAUAUCGACCGCUCCAAGAUGGGCCUAACAAGGGAGGAAGGAGAGUUGCAUUUCCGGACUAUGCUGGUGGACGCGAUACGGGACCCAACGGUUACCUGGGACUCGGUACAGCCACAGCUGAGCAAGGACCCGCGGUUCACCAACUCGCCACUAUCGCGAAACCAACAAGUGCACCUCUUCCAUUCGCACGUUGAUGUGCUGCGCGCAAAACAGUUGUCUGGACUGCACGCGUUGUUCGCGUCGCACAGUCCAGCCCUAGACACGCCGUUCACCGCCCUGCCUGUCGCGUCGCUGAUGUCUUCACCGCCGGUCACAAAGCUGGGGUACGAGAUUGAUGAGGUCGAGAGGGAGUUCGACAAAUGGCAGAGGGAGCGCACGCACGAAGCGCGUUUGGCGUUUGACCAGAUGCUGGGCGAGAACUCGUUUGUGGAGUUCUGGGGUCGUCUGGGGAAGAUCGGGGGCAAGGGCGUCGAUGCGAGUAUAAAGUACGAUGAUAUCGGGGAAGACAACGAGGAAGACCAGGUGGACAUGAAGACACUGGCGAAGAGCGUCGACCUGAAGGAGAUCGUGAAGAACGACAGGAGGUAUCUCGUAUUCGACCAUGCGCCGGAGCAGCGCGAGCGCUGGCUGAGGGAUUACCUCUCCCAACUGUCGGCGCCCAAGCUGUCUGUCCACGCGCCGGAAAAGUAG